UUUGCAAUGUGUCGUGUAAUGAUAAGUGAUGCAAAAGUGUUUAAAUUUAUCGUUAAAGUUGGAAAGUUUUGGGGGCCGUUUCCCAUAGACGGCAAUUGUUGUACCAAAAUAUGUUAUUUCAUUAUUGCAUUUAUGUUUUCUGUGCUCUCAUUGAUUAGUUCGGUUUCUGAAUUUAAAGGAAGUACAAUACCAAACUAUUUAAAUGUGAAUGUUUCUGAUGUCUAUAUCUUCAUGCUUCUCUGCAAUUUAAUAAUUUUGAUCCAUUACUUAUAUUGUACUUAUUAUGGAAAAUGUUGUAACAAAAACAGCUGGAAUAACUUUUUCGUAAACAUAGAGACUUUGGAUGAAUUUUCAACUGAGAGGAAUUUAAUUACAUAUUUACUGAAAAUUAUUGGCAUAUUGGCGAUAUUCUUUUUUUCAACCGCCGCAAUUAUGAAUUCCGGAGGAUUUUUGGAUUUCGAAAAUUGGUACAGUAAACUGACAAACUUUUUUUGGGCUCUAUGCAAUGCACAGUUAUUCUAUCUCAUCGUCUUUUGGUGGGAGACUUGCACCAUACUUUCUUCUAGAUACAAAUAUAUUAACAAUACUGUUAAAAAAAUCUAUAGUGAAGAUAUAUCUGUGCGACAAGAAAGUAUAAAAGAAAUUGUACAUGUACAAGUAAGUGUCCACAAAAGUGUCAAGUAUUUAAACGAAGCAGCUGGUUUUCUUAUGUUGGCAUUACUAGUGAUGUCAUUUUUGGCUUCACUGUCCUGUUUCAACUUAAUUUUAUUUUUGUGGAAACAUGCGAAUACCUUAGGUACCUUAAUUUAUGAAGUGUUUUGGUAUUUUCUCUACUGUAUAUCAUUUAUAGUAUUUUCCAUUAUCGUAAUAAUGUCCUGUGACAAAGUGGAGAAAAAAGCUUCGGAAUUCAUCCAAACGUGCAUAUACAUCCAAGCUACAACAGGAGAUGAACAUGCUGCUACUUUGGUGAAUUUAGCGAAAGAGCUAAGACCCAAGUUUUCUGCUGCUGGGUUCUUUGAUAUCAACCAACGAUUGCUGCCAAUAUUUUUCUCUAAUCUGUCGACGUACUUGAUCAUUAUCCUGCAGUUUAAGAUAUCCUCUUUGUAAUUAAGUAGCUGAAGUAAAGUUUUAGUAAAUAUUACAAGAUAAUAAAUUUU
Molecule: messenger RNA, 1157 nt
Organism: Diabrotica virgifera virgifera (western corn rootworm)
Lineage: Eukaryota; Metazoa; Arthropoda; Insecta; Coleoptera; Chrysomelidae
Exons: 2
Coding region: 7-1107 (366 amino acids)
Biological process (GO): sensory perception of taste
Cellular component (GO): dendrite; membrane; neuronal cell body
Source: RefSeq, a predicted model, not a curated record